AUGAAGUCUGGAUUUUUGAACACGGGUAAUUCCAGAACUUCACUAUUGUCAGAGAUAUCGGAAUCUAAGCCCGGAGAAAAAUACAAAUUGGAUGAUUUUGACCUGGAGCGUCGUAUUGGAACGGGAAAUUUCUCAAAUAUUUGGUUUGCUUCGCUAAAAUGUGACCCGGAAAAGUACUUUGCCCUAAAAAUAUUCGAUCGCAAACAAGUUGAAAAGUUAAAAGUACAGGAGUGUUUAGUACAAGAGAGAAGGAAUAUGGCUAAAUUGAUGGAUCCGGGCCAUCCAAAUAUCAUAAAGUUCGAAGGAUCUUUUAAGGAUGAUAAGAAUUUAUAUAUCCUAUAUGAGAUGGCUGACACAGGAGAACUUUGGAAUUUUAUGAAGUUAACUGGAAUUCCCUAUGAGAAGUUGGCUGCAAAUUUGAUUUUGCAACUAGUAAAUUCAUUAGAAUACAUCCAUUCCAAAAACAUCGUACAUCGUGAUAUUAAAUGUGAAAACCUAGUUAUUUCUAGAGAUGGACAAUUGAAGUUAAUUGAUUUUGGUUCAUCUGUUGAUCUGGAUUAUCCAAUUCCCACAGUAAACGGUACGCAACAUUGCGUUGGAACUCCAAGAUUUAUGGCGCCUGAAAGUGUGCAGAAUGGUAACAGUGGGAAGUUGAGAGAUUUGUGGAGUUUAGGAUGUACUAUAUAUCAAAUUUUAACUGGUCAUCCGCCUUUCUUUGGCUCAACAGAUUACUUCGUUUAUAAUAGGAUACUUUCCGGGGAAUUGAAAAUCCCAAACUGCUUAUCGGAGGCUGCUAGAGAUUUGAUUAAAAAAUUAAUUGUUCUAGAGCCUCAAAAUCGUCUUGGGGCGAUAAAUGGCUUUUCUGAAAUUAAAAACCAUAAGUUCUUUGAGUGUACAAAAAGUUGCAAUUUUGUUGAACGUUCAAAAAAUCACGUUUCUGCUUACGAAGACCAAGAUUUCAUGUUUGAUAGCACAUUUGUGAUUGAUAAAAAUUGGGGGGAAUUCAAAAAUGUAUGUCGAAGAUUUAGCGAAACUCUGAUUAAGAUUCAAGAUUAUGAAUCUCAGGACGAUUUUAAUAAGUCUAAGGAGUUGGAACUGGAAUUGGAAUGUAUAAUAAAGGAGACAGAAUGUGGAUUUAGUGAUUGUGGUAAAUUGAAGUGCAGGAUUCACGGAAAGGGUGAGCUUCUUCACUUCCAUUUGAGCGACUGGAAGGCACAAAGGGAGAAGGAGAUGAUAGAAGCCAAUAAAUGGCUUAAAUAG
This is a messenger RNA of Babesia microti strain RI, 1260 nucleotides long. RefSeq names its product Protein kinase domain. The transcript has 6 exons. Gene Ontology annotation, molecular function: protein kinase activity; ATP binding. Gene Ontology annotation, biological process: protein phosphorylation. NCBI's taxonomy places the organism in Eukaryota, Apicomplexa, Aconoidasida, Piroplasmida, Babesiidae. The coding region runs from base 1 to 1260 and encodes 419 amino acids. The record is from RefSeq and is a predicted model, not a curated record.